AUGACCCACCAAACUCACUCUUACCACAUAGUAAACCCCAGCCCCUGACCCUUUACAGGAGCAUUUUCAGCACUUCUUAUAACAUCAGGCCUAAUUAUAUGAUUCCAUUUUAACUCAAUAGUCCUAUUAAUCCUCAGCCUAAUUACAAUUACCUUAACAAUAUAUCAAUGAUGACGAGAUAUUAUCCGAGAAAGCACCUUUCAAGGCCACCACACACCAACAGUCCAAAAAGGACUUCGAUACGGCAUAAUCCUAUUCAUUGUAUCAGAAGCCCUAUUCUUCACAGGAUUUUUCUGAGCAUUUUACCACUCAAGCCUAGCCCCCACCCCAGAACUAGGAGGAACCUGACCACCAACAGGCAUUCACCCCUUAAACCCCUUAGAAGUCCCCCUCCUCAACACCUCAGUGCUACUAGCCUCCGGUGUAUCUAUCACCUGAGCCCACCACAGCCUCAUAGAAGGGUACCGCAAACAAACACUCCAAGCCCUAUUUAUCACAAUUGCACUUGGCCUUUACUUCACUCUAUUACAAGUAUCAGAAUACUAUGAAGCCUCCUUUACAAUCUCGGACGGAAUCUAUGGGUCUACUUUUUUCGUAACCACAGGCUUCCACGGAUUACAUGUCAUUAUUGGAUCUAUCUUUCUCAUCGUCUGCUUCAUACGACAAAUAAAAUUUCACUUUACAUCAAGCCACCAUUUCGGCUUUGAAGCCGCUGCCUGAUAUUGACAUUUCGUAGAUGUUGUAUGACUUUUCCUCUACGUAUCAAUCUAUUGAUGAGGCUCAUAA
Molecule: messenger RNA, 786 nt
Organism: Lipotes vexillifer (Yangtze River dolphin)
Lineage: Eukaryota; Metazoa; Chordata; Mammalia; Artiodactyla; Lipotidae
Source: the annotation of a RefSeq genome assembly